UAUAUCUAUCUAAGUAUGCAGAAAUAGUAAACUAAGCAAUUGUUACGCAAAAUUCCUCGAUGAUAUAAUGUAGUAACAUCCAUAUGAAAUUACUAAAAGAUAAUAAUUAUUACUGCUAUCGUUUGUACACAGGAAAAUUAAGUAACGCUUAAGUAUAUAAAAGUAUUUUUACUUGAAAACAAACAUUGUACAUAUAUUUUUAGGGGAGGUGAAACAUUUUGUGUUCAAUCAUGUCUAAGUUUUCUUUAAUCUUAGUUUGUGUGGCCGCUGUUUUUGUCACGCAACCAGUAUCAGCCACAAGCGUGCAACUACCAGCCGUCUACCCGUUAGUCAAUAUCUUACUACCUCUUCUAAACAACGUAUACAACCUCCUUCUAUCCCUUCUCUCAAUCUUCGAUACCCUUCCAGCCAACAUCAGCUGCAUGAUACCCGUAGACCUUGGAGCUUUAGAAACUUCUUUACUCAAACUAUAUUCUCAAGCCUUAGCUAUAGUGAAUUUCUUAAGGUCUUUACCUGAGUACGCGGUCGGAGCUAAUCCCAACACGCCGCCAGCAAAUGUUGUCAACCUACAAGGAUUGUUGACAACACUCAUUUCGUCAGUGACAGAUUUGACAGAUGACGUUUUGACAGGCAUCGGUGGUUCGUUGUUGCCGGGGUUGUUGAAGUUGGUUGUCAUGGUUGUUGAGGCGUUGUUGAGUUUGUUGUUGUAAGUUGUUGUGUUUAAUAAAGGGUGUUGUUGAGUGAUUUUUUGGUGUUUUAUUUUUUAUGAUUUUUGUUAAUUAUGUUCACUAUAAAUUGACGAUUAUCGUAGAUACUGCUACGUACCUUCCAUAAUUUGAAAGCGAAGAUGUUAAUUAAGAGUGGGUUACAUAUACAUUUAACUUUAACGAUAACUAAAC
This is a messenger RNA of Helicoverpa zea (corn earworm), 899 nucleotides long. RefSeq lists its product as uncharacterized. The record is from RefSeq and is a predicted model, not a curated record. The transcript is spliced from 2 exons. Bases 231 to 710 code for a protein of 159 amino acids. NCBI's taxonomy places the organism in Eukaryota, Metazoa, Arthropoda, Insecta, Lepidoptera, Noctuidae.